GGAAACCCCUUUUGCUUCUCCGGUUCGGUAAUUGGAGCUUCGUUGUUGAAUCCGAGGCUUGAUUUCGGGUUCAGCAGCUGGCGAACCUCCCUUCAACUCGCUUGAUUUUUCUCGACAGUUCGUUCGAUAUAGCAAGCAGACAUGGCAGGAAUGGCAUCGGAGGGGUCUCAAUUUGAUGCUCGUCAGUAUGACGAGAAAAUGUCCCAGAUAAAUGCUGAGGCUGACGAUUUCUUUACCCCGUAUGAGGAGGUUUGCGAUACCUUUGAUGCUAUGGGCCUUCAUGAAAACCUUCUUAGAGGCAUUUAUGCUUAUGGUUUUGAGAAGCCAUCUGCAAUCCAACAGAGAGGGAUUGUUCCCUUCUGCAAGGGAUUGGAUGUCAUUCAGCAAGCCCAGUCAGGAACUGGGAAAACUGCCACCUUCUGCUCCGGAAUUCUGCAACAACUUGAUUAUGGAUUGGUUGAGUGUCAGGCUCUGGUUCUUGCUCCAACUCGAGAGCUGGCCCAGCAGAUUGAAAAGGUGAUGAGAGCACUCGGUGAUUACUUGGGUGUUAAGGUUCAUGCAUGUGUUGGAGGAACCAGUGUUCGUGAAGAUCAAAGGAUUUUGUCCAGUGGAGUCCAUGUAGUUGUUGGCACGCCAGGUCGUGUGUUUGACAUGCUACGCAGGCAAUCCCUCCGUCCAGAUUAUAUUAAGAUGUUUGUGCUGGAUGAAGCUGACGAGAUGCUUUCACGUGGUUUCAAGGACCAGAUUUAUGACAUCUUCCAGCUUCUACCUUCAAAAGUUCAAGUCGGGGUCUUCUCUGCUACUAUGCCUCCUGAGGCUCUUGAGAUUACUCGCAAGUUUAUGAGCAAACCAGUGCGGAUCCUUGUGAAGCGAGAUGAGCUCACUCUGGAGGGUAUCAAACAGUUCUAUGUCAAUGUUGAAAAAGAAGACUGGAAACUGGAUACAUUGUGUGACCUUUACGAGACAUUGGCGAUCACCCAGAGUGUUAUUUUUGUUAACACAAGGCGCAAAGUGGAUUGGCUCACCGACAAGAUGAGGAGCAGAGAUCACACAGUCUCGGCCACUCAUGGAGACAUGGACCAGAACACCAGAGACAUCAUCAUGCGUGAAUUCCGAUCUGGAUCCUCUCGUGUGCUCAUAACAACUGACCUCCUUGCUCGAGGCAUUGAUGUCCAGCAGGUGUCACUGGUGAUAAACUAUGACCUGCCGACUCAACCAGAGAAUUACCUGCAUCGUAUUGGUCGUAGCGGCCGGUUCGGAAGGAAGGGAGUGGCAAUCAACUUUGUCACCCGUGAUGACGAAAGAAUGCUUUUCGACAUCCAACGUUUCUACAAUGUCAUCAUUGAGGAACUCCCCUCCAAUGUAGCCGACCUUAUUUGAUGAGUUGAAAACUCUUCAUGGCUUAACUUAAGUUCUCAGUUAUGUUCUAAUAUGUUUGUCUUCAACUCUGUUUUGUAUUUUUUUUCUAGUGAUAAGUAUUUUGUUUAUUUGCAAGCAAGGGUAUUGUAUCCUAAACAGCCAACCAAAUUUUGUUAAGCUAG
Molecule: messenger RNA, 1541 nt
Organism: Dioscorea cayenensis subsp. rotundata (Guinea yam)
Lineage: Eukaryota; Viridiplantae; Streptophyta; Magnoliopsida; Dioscoreales; Dioscoreaceae
Product: eukaryotic initiation factor 4A-like
Exons: 5
Coding region: 142-1380 (412 amino acids)
Biological process (GO): cytoplasmic translational initiation
Cellular component (GO): cytoplasmic stress granule
Molecular function (GO): ATP binding; translation initiation factor activity; RNA helicase activity
Source: RefSeq, a predicted model, not a curated record